Molecule: messenger RNA, 871 nt
Organism: Solanum verrucosum
Lineage: Eukaryota; Viridiplantae; Streptophyta; Magnoliopsida; Solanales; Solanaceae
Product: short chain aldehyde dehydrogenase 1-like
Exons: 2
Coding region: 26-871 (281 amino acids)
Source: RefSeq, a predicted model, not a curated record
ACAAAAAGCUUUCUAGUUUGAGAAAAUGGCCAACUCUUCUUUUCAAUCCCCAAUUGCCAAAAAGCUAGAAGGUAAGGUAGCAAUUAUAACUGGUGGAGCUAGUGGCAUAGGAGCAGCCACAGCUAGACUUUUUGUUCAACAUGGUGCAAAAGUGGUAAUUGCAGAUAUUCAAAAUGAUCUCGGAAAUUCAUUAGUAAAACAAAUUGGUACAGAGCAAACAAUUAUCUAUGUCCAUUGUUAUGUCUCGAUUGAAUCUGACGUUAAAAAUGUUGUUGAUGCAACAAUUACUAAAUUUGGUAAGCUUGACAUAAUGUGCAGUAACGCUGGUGUAUUAGGUAAGCCAAUUUCAAGCAUUCUAGAUGUAGAUCACGAUAUAAUUAAGGACGUGUUUGAUGUAAACGUUGUUGGUGCAUUCUUUUGCGCGAAACACGCUGCUAGAGUGAUGAUUCCAAAUAAGAAAGGUGUCAUUCUUUUCACGGCAAGUGCUUCUAACGUGGUCUUUGGUACUGGUGUCCCUCACACCUAUGCAUCCUCGAAAAAUGCGGUUUUGGGGCUCUCAACGAACGUUGGGGUCGAAUUAGGAAAAUAUGGAAUAAGAGUUAAUUGCGUUUCACCUUAUUACAUUAGCACACCAUUAGUAGUAAAUGGAUUUGGAGUAGAGGAACAAAAGGCAGACAAAUGGUUUGAAGAAGGAGGAAAUUUGAAAGGAGCUUUAUUGGAUGAACAAGAUGUAGCAAAUGCAAUGUUGUACUUGACAAGUGAUGAUGCAAAAUAUGUGAGUGGACAUAAUCUCAUACUUGAUGGUGGAUUUAGUACUACAAAUGUGGCAAUAACAGAUGCCUAUAAGAAGUUGUUUCCAUCAAAUAAUUGA